Messenger RNA from Protopolystoma xenopodis, 1959 nucleotides. NCBI's taxonomy places the organism in Eukaryota, Metazoa, Platyhelminthes, Monogenea, Polystomatidea, Polystomatidae. The record is from the annotation of a GenBank genome assembly.
AUGAAUGGGGAGUGCAGCUCAACAAAGACUUCUUGGUCUGCGCGCGACAGAUUUAUCUGGUACUUCUACGUCUGGUUCAUGCCAUUGGCUAAUCACACUGGCACCAUCUGUAGUGGCCUCUGUUUCGUCGUACUACUUCGCCACCGACGGGUGUUUGCAUCAUCAACUCGAGCCUGGUUUCUCGCCCUCACUGCGAGCGACUUUCUCAUUCUGCUCUUCGCCGGCAACGACAUGUACGCCGAGGUGACUUUCCCUCACGCCUAUCAUUAUUUUAUUGGAUGUGUGCUCGGCCCGUACACUUGCAUAAUCCGACUCAGCACGAUUGUUGGUCUUCUCUGGAGCUCGAAUCUUCUUCAAGCUGGACUCUCUCUUGAGCGGCUCAUUUCCAUCUUGGCUCCAUUGCGCUCCCGUGCUCUGCUGACUGGGCGACUGGCCAGGUUCAUAAUCACCGGCAUGAUCAGUCUCGCCUUGGUUGGCGGAAUCGCAAUGAACAUGCUCUCGUUGCAGCCGACCAUAUUUGCCCAACUCGCCAAUUCGACAGAGGAGGCUAUUCAAGUCGGACCAGCCGGCGUCAACCUGACAGAACUCGACUUGGAGGAAUCGCCUAAAAGCAACGAUUCUGGCUCAUUUGACUACGGCCUGCUAGCGGAAUGCAGGAGAAGAAACAUUAGUCACAUUACAAAGAUAGUCUAUCACAUUGAUCUGAUUGUAUUUCGAGCUAUUCCCUUUGCCACAAUGCUCAUCUCUUCUGGCAUCUUGGCCUGCUUGAUCCGGUCUCAGAGCCGUCGGCGGAACGAACUUGUUCACAAUUUAUCCCUAGUUCAGCGUCGUCAUAGGGCUGUACUGCAGAGUCGUGAAAGCCGAGCCUCCCUACUUCUCUUGGCAAUGAACGCCACAGCAUUGCUAACCAAUCCUCUCUUUCUCAUAUUUGAGCUGUGGGAUGGAGAAGCGAGUGAGGGGCAUCCAGCGGCCAAGUUGACCGGCGAUGUUUGUGUCUCUGCCAUGCUGACCACCUUCUUCAACUUUCUGAUGUAUUUCAACAACCAAACAAAUUGGAUAUUUUAUCUAACAUUUGGUGCUCGAUUUCGCCGUCACAUCCAAGAUUUGGUCUUGUGUCGAUGCUGCGAAGCUGGCCUUGGUCGAAGGAAUACUAAAGCACGGAUUGGAGGUGGCGGCAUUGCUUGCAGUCUUGGUCCAAGUAGCGGCUACUGCUACGGCCGUGGUGGCAGUCGGGGCAGCAAUUCCCUACUCGCGGUCUCAUAUUCGCAUACUCGGCCUUUAGAUCUUGAACAGACCGUUUGUCUUUCUUUGGUAGGAGAAGCUGAACGGGGUGAUGCAUAUCACUCGGAAAUUUUGCCGGAGCAAAUGAAACACAAUUCAUCUGGAGAAAUGGUACCAUCGUCCCCGAAGCCUUCUAUUACACGAUCGCGUCACCUCUGCCCGUCACAUUCCUCGUCAAAUCUUAGCCACUUUAAAAAGUGGGUAUACCAUUCUUCCAAGCAUCGACGAACAUCACGCACAGAUCAGUUCAUGCAGACAUUUAUUCAUUGUCUGGCAUAUACAUGCUUCUCGGGAUGUUGUUGCAAUUCUAGAAGCAGGAUUUUAGGUCGGCUGAAGUCAACUGCAACUCAGGAGAGCAUAGUCACUAAUGCAAAUGAGUCCAAACGGAGCCCUUCAUUAGGCGAAAGCUCCCCUCAUUGUGUAAGGUCGGUUCGUAUCAAGAAGUCUAAAAAUGAUGCUCAGAAUACAGGCAUUAAACUGGAUGUUUUGUGCAGACAAAAAGUCAGACUUAACUCAACAGACAGAAUACUUUAUUCAGUGUCACCAUUUUCUCAUCAGAGGAUAAAAUCUGUGUCGCUUCAGCAGGAAUUUACUCAUUGUUUUAAUGAGUCUAUGCCUGAAAAUUUGUCAAUAAACAAUUGUGUAAGUAAUCGGACAAAAAACGACAUGACAACUUAG